Pipistrellus nathusii (Nathusius's pipistrelle) is the source of this 3078-nucleotide messenger RNA. Lineage: Eukaryota; Metazoa; Chordata; Mammalia; Chiroptera; Vespertilionidae. The record is from the annotation of a GenBank genome assembly.
AUGGCGGCGGGCUCGGAUCUGCUGGACGAGGUCUUCUUCAACAGCGAGGUGGACGAGAAAGUGGUGAGCGACCUGGUGGGCUCGCUCGAGUCGCAGCUGGCGGCCAGCGCGGCCCACCACCAUCACCUCGCGCCCCGCGCGCCCGCCGCCGCGCUCGGGAACCACACCGGAGCCGGAGCGGCCGAGGGCGCGCCCGCCGCGGCGCCGGAGCCGCCCCCCGCAGGGCCCGCCGCCAAGCUGAGCACACUCGAGGCCGGAGCGCCGCCGGGGCCCGGAACCGGGGCCUGCGGCGGGCCCGGGGCCGCGCCAGCCGCCAAGCCCGCCGCCCGCAACGGCCCGCCCGGCGGCCCCGGCGCCGCGCAAACUUUGAAUGGGAGCGCCGCGCUGGGGAACUCACUCCGCGCCGCCGCCGCCGCACCUGCUGUCAGCCUGCUGCACAACGGGCCCCCGCCCGCGCCGCCGCCCAAGCCCGCCGCCGCCACUGUCAUCCAGACACCGCCCUUCCGCGGCGCCCCCGCCGCGCCCGUUCCCCGCGCCCCCUCGCCCCCCGCUACCCCCGCCGCAACCCCCGCGCCCCCCGCGCCCCCCGCGCUCCCCGCGCCCCCCGCGCUCCCCGCGUCCGCCGUCGCUCCGCCGCCGCCAGCCGCCGCCACCCUGGCCCGGCCGGCCGGCCACCCGGCGGGACCCCCGGUGGCCGCGCAGAACGGGGCCAGCGCUGCGCCCGCGCCCGUCCCAGUCCCUGCUCCUGCCCCGGUCCCGGCCCCCGCCCCCGCUCCCGCCCCCGCGCCUGCCCCGGGUCCCGCGCCCUCCCCCGCGCCCUCCCCCGUGCAAGCCGCCAACAGUCAGCCCGGGCCCGCCGCGGCGCCCGUGCAGGUGGCCAAGGCGGACUCACCCAAGACCGCGGUGCAGCCGGCGCCCCCGCCACCACAGACCCUGGCGGCCAGCUGCCCGGCCGGCGCGGGGGCCGGCAUGAUCCUCGGGCCAACUAUGCAAGGGGCGCUGUCCACCGCCACUGGCCUCCCGCCUCCCGCCCCCGGAACCCCUACCGGGCUGCCCAAGGGCCCUGCCAGCGCGGUCACCCAGAGUCUGCCUAGGACGCCCUCAGUCACUACCAGCGGUAUCCGGGCCACGCUGACGCCCACAGUCCUGGCCCCACGUCUGCCACAGCCGCCCCAGAACCCAACGAACAUCCAGAACUUCCAGCUGCCCCCAGGUAUGGUCCUCGUGCGCAGCGAGAACGGGCAGUUGUUAAUGAUCCCUCAGCAGGCCUUGGCCCAGAUGCAAGCCCAGGCCCACGCCCAGGCCCAGCCUCAGACCACCAUGGCACCCCGCCCUGCAACCCCCACAAGUGCCCCACCUGUCCAGAUCUCCACCGUCCAGGCACCUGGGACCCCUAUUAUUGCCCGGCAGGUGACCCCGACGACCAUAAUUAAGCAGGUGUCUCAGGCCCAGACGACGGUACAGCCGGCCGCCGCGCUGCAGCGCUCACCCGGAGUGCAGCCUCAGCUUGUUCUGGGUGGCGCUGCCCAGACAGCUUCGAUCGGGACGGCGGCGACUGUUCAGACAGGGACACCUCAGCGGACUGUCCCGGGGGCCACCACCACCUCCACAGCUGCCACGGAAACUAUGGAAAACGUGAAGAAAUGUAAGAACUUUCUGUCUACAUUAAUAAAGCUGGCCUCAUCCGGUAAACAAUCCACAGAGACGGCAGCGAAUGUGAAGGAGCUGGUGCAGCACCUGCUGGAUGGAAAAAUCGAAGCGGAAGAUUUCACCAGCCGGCUGUACCGAGAACUUAAUUCUUCACCUCAACCUUACCUUGUGCCUUUCCUGAAGAGGAGCUUGCCUGCCUUGAGACAGCUGACCCCUGACUCCGCAGCCUUCAUCCAGCAGAGCCAGCAGCAGCAGCCGCCUGCCCAGCAGGCCACCACUGCACUCACAGCCGUGGUGCUGAGCAGCUCCGUCCAGCGCACGGCCGGGAAGACGGCGGCCACUGUGACCAGCGCUCUCCAGCCCCCUGUCAUCAGCCUCACGCAGCCCACACAGGUGAUCCAGCAGCCGCCCAAGCCCGGAGCACUGAUCCGGCCCCCGCAGGUGACGCUGACGCAGACACCCAUGGUGGCCCUCCGGCAGCCUCACAACCGCAUCGUGCUGACCACACCCCAGCAGAUCCAGCUGAACCCACUGCAGCCAGUCCCGGUGGUGAAACCUGCUGUGUUACCUGGAACCAAAGCUCUUUCUGCGGUCUCGGCCCAAGCAGCUGCUUUGCAGAAAAAUAAACUCAAGGAGCCCGGGGGAGGCUCGUUUCGGGACGAUGAUGACAUUAACGACGUGGCAUCAAUGGCUGGAGUAAACCUAUCGGAAGAAAGUGCAAGGAUCUUAGCCACGAACUCUGACUUGGUGGGCACGCUCACACGGUCCUGCAAAGACGAAACCUUCCUCCUGCCAGCGCCUUUGCAGAGGAGGAUAUUGGAAAUAGGUAAGAAACAUGGCAUAACAGAACUGCACCCCGACGUGGUGAGUUACGUAUCACACGCCACACAACAGAGGCUGCAGAACCUCGUGGAAAAAAUAUCAGAAACGGCUCAGCAGAAGAACUUUUCUCAUAAGGAUGAUGACAGAUACGAGCAGGCGAGUGAUGUUCGGGCUCAGCUCAAAUUUUUUGAACAACUCGAUCAGAUUGAAAAACAGAGGAAAGAUGAGCAGGAAAGAGAGAUCUUAAUGCGAGCAGCCAAGUCUCGCUCCAGACAAGAGGAUCCAGAGCAAUUAAGGCUGAAACAGAAGGCGAAAGAGAUGCAGCAGCAGGAGCUGGCGCAGAUGAGGCAGCGUGACGCCAAUCUCACCGCGCUGGCCGCCAUCGGGCCCCGCAAGAAGCGGAAAGUGGACUCCCCAGGCCCGGGCUCCGGGGCCGAGGGGUCCGGCCCGGGCUCUGCAGUCCCCGGCAGCUCCGGCGUGGGAGCCCCCCGGCAGUUCACACGACAAAGGAUCACGCGGGUCAACCUCAGGGACCUCAUAUUUUGUUUAGAAAAUGAACGCGAGACAAGCCAUUCACUGUUGCUCUAUAAAGCGUUCCUUAAGUAG